This is a messenger RNA of Amaranthus tricolor (Joseph's coat), 739 nucleotides long. RefSeq names its product 40S ribosomal protein S23. The transcript is spliced from 4 exons. Gene Ontology annotation, cellular component: ribosome; cytosolic small ribosomal subunit. Gene Ontology annotation, molecular function: structural constituent of ribosome. Bases 144 to 572 code for a protein of 142 amino acids. The record is from RefSeq and is a predicted model, not a curated record. Gene Ontology annotation, biological process: translation. Lineage: Eukaryota; Viridiplantae; Streptophyta; Magnoliopsida; Caryophyllales; Amaranthaceae.
AAUUCCAAAGGGAUGGAGUAUAAAAUAAAUCAAAACUCAGAUUUUAGGGUUUAUCUUCCCCAAUUGUCAUCGCGAAUUUGGUGGUCUUCUUCCUUGCCUCUUCACUCUUCAGCACUGUCGUCAAAUCUUCACAACUAGCAAUCAUGGGGAAGACAAGGGGAAUGGGAGCUGCCCGAAAGCUGAAGUCCCAUCGUAGAAGGCAGAGGUGGGCUGACAAAUCUUACAAGAAGUCACAUCUUGGAAAUGAAUGGAAGAAACCAUUUGCUGGAUCUUCUCAUGCUAAGGGAAUUGUCUUGGAGAAAAUUGGUAUUGAAGCUAAGCAGCCAAACUCUGCUAUUAGAAAGUGUGCUCGUGUUCAGCUCAUCAAGAAUGGAAAAAAGAUUGCCGCUUUUGUGCCGAAUGAUGGUUGCUUGAAUUUCAUUGAAGAAAAUGACGAGGUGCUAAUUGCUGGAUUUGGUCGUAAAGGACACGCCGUGGGAGAUAUCCCUGGAGUCCGAUUUAAGGUCGUUAAGGUUGCUGGUGUUUCCCUUCUAGCCCUCUUUAAGGAAAAGAAGGAAAAACCCAGGUCUUAAGUUGAAGGUGUUGAGACUACUUAAAUUUUGUUUACUUAAAAUGAAGUAAUCACUCAAUUGGAUACCAAUUCAAGAACUUUUGUUUUGUGUUCUAGACAUGUUUCUUUUGUUAAAAGAUAAUUUUUAAUAUUCUUAGUAUCAUCAAUUAUCAUAUUAUUAUGUGCAUG